AAAGGACACAAACGGGAACCUGGAAACCACUGAGAAGGCACCCUGUCCCAGGCUCUCCUCAGGUUGCUUGCUUAGCCUUUCACUACCAUCUCAGGGAGGCCGAGGGAGCGAACCCGAGAGUCAGGAGAUCGCAAGCUUCAUCAGAAUGCCUCUGCGUUUCCCAGGCCUGUGGUAAUCAUGCAGAGAAUUCUGCACCGGAUUUUAACUUUCUUUCGGAGGAGGGCUGAAUCUGAAAGACCUCUCAAGAAUCGAGAUAACCCCAAGCUGAAGUCUCUCCAGGGAAUUGUGACCCAUCUCUGUACCAAUUAUGGCUGGAUUAAUGAGACUGUCUUUUUCAAUACUGGAGUGGUGUGUGGAAAUGUUCCAGUGAAUGUUGGGAUGAGUGUCAUUGCUCUCGUGGAAGAAGAUCAAACAACUCAUGCACUAAAAACCAUCAAAGUGAAAGCUAUGUCUGAUCCUAUAUAUGGCAUUGAACCAUCAGAAUUUGACAAGAGACUUUGCAUUAAGUGCGUGACUUAUGCAACACCGGACAGCAUCUAUAUCAGCAAGGAAACUUUUUUCCCAAUGCAACUUCUUUCUGGAGGAUUUUUGCCUUUUAAAGGAGAUUUGUUGCUGGUUGAAUAUUCCUUGAUGCCCGGUACUUCAAACAUCACUAUCCACACUGUGAGCCCCCUGAACUUGCAGAAUAUGGAUGAGGUCUGUGUGACCAGCAUUGAAGGUAGAACUGGUGUGGUGGAAUCCAACAUCUAUUUCACCUUGGAUUCUCUCCAGAAGCCUACUGAGUAUACACCAGGGCUCUAUGACAUUGUGAAUGUGGUCGCCGUGGACAGCAUUCAGCCACACUGUUCUUGGAGAGCAGUAUCAAUGAUCCCAGUGGAAACGUGUGUUGACUAAGCCUUGUAAUCAGUUCUCAUUUCCAAUGUUCUGGUUUAAUAAAGUAAUAUGAGCAUGGAAACCAAA
This is a messenger RNA of Mesocricetus auratus (golden hamster), 960 nucleotides long. RefSeq names its product cancer/testis antigen 55-like. The record is from RefSeq and is a predicted model, not a curated record. NCBI's taxonomy places the organism in Eukaryota, Metazoa, Chordata, Mammalia, Rodentia, Cricetidae. The transcript is spliced from 5 exons. The coding region runs from base 178 to 894 and encodes 238 amino acids.